AUGUAUAUACAUCGAGACCGUGAACAAGCUGGUUUGCGGCUUUUCAUGGAUUAUUUCGCUGCAGAUCCUCGAUGGAGUGAUCAAAUGUUCCGUCGCCGGUUCCGGAUGCGGAGGCAUGUGUUCCUGCGCAUUGUCAACGCAGUUGUAGCUCGUGACUCGUACUUUAUGCAAAUCGUCGAUGCUGUCUGGCGGCAAAGUAUAUCGACUUUGCAGAAAUGCACCUCCGCCCUAUGCCAACUCGCUUAUGGAACAACUGCAGAUAUGUUUGAUGAGUACCUCCAUGUGAGCGAGCAUAGUGGACGCGAUUGCCUAGCUAGAUUCUGUCGGGCAGUGGUCGAAGCAUUCAAGGACACAUACUUGAGAAAGCCAACGACCGACGAUGUUCGCAGAUUGGUACGCAUGCACGAGGACACCCACGGCUUCCCGGGGAUGCUGGGCAGCAUCGACUGUAUGCACUGGCAGUGGAAGAAUUGUCCAAUGGCUUGGAGAGGAGCAUACACUAGCGGGCACAAGGGCACACAUCCAACGAUUGUGUUGGAGGCCGUUGCCGACCAACGGUUGUGGAUCUGGCAUGCCUACUUUGGAGUCGCUGGGUCGAACAACGACCUCAAUGUGUUGAACGAGUCUCCAUUGUUCAAUGACUUGGGUGCCGGGCAAGCGCCUACUGUAGAGUUCACGGCCAACCACCGUCGGUACACUAUGGGGUACUAUCUGGCAGACGGGAUCUACCCUCGAUGGCCCGUGUUCGUGAAGACCAUCACAUGUCCGACAACGGAUAGGAGGAAGUUGUUUGCCAAAAAGCAAGAGGCGGCUCGGAAUGAUGUGGAGUGCGCAUUCGGAGUCCACCAAUCACGUUGGGCUAUAGUGAAGGGUGCGACCCGUGGUUGGCACCUUCCAAUAAUCACCGACAUCAUGUAUGCAUGCAUAACAUGA
This is a messenger RNA of Salvia hispanica, 933 nucleotides long. The record is from RefSeq and is a predicted model, not a curated record. NCBI's taxonomy places the organism in Eukaryota, Viridiplantae, Streptophyta, Magnoliopsida, Lamiales, Lamiaceae.